Hordeum vulgare subsp. vulgare (domesticated barley) is the source of this 868-nucleotide messenger RNA. RefSeq names its product dynein light chain LC6, flagellar outer arm-like. Gene Ontology annotation, cellular component: dynein complex. The record is from RefSeq and is a predicted model, not a curated record. Lineage: Eukaryota; Viridiplantae; Streptophyta; Magnoliopsida; Poales; Poaceae. Bases 169 to 489 code for a protein of 106 amino acids. Gene Ontology annotation, biological process: microtubule-based process. Gene Ontology annotation, molecular function: dynein light intermediate chain binding; dynein intermediate chain binding. The transcript has 2 exons.
CGGCGGCAAAAGCCACCCUCCGUCUUCCUCCCCACCGUCUUCCAUCCGUUCUCGGAGAUUCCCCCCACUCGCUCACCGUCUCCCCCAUUUCCUCCGAGAAUCAAGGAAGCGGCCAACUACCACGAACCAGCACUAGGAGGGAAACCUGCCGCUGCCGGGAAGAUAAGGAUGCUGGAAGGCAAGGCGCUGGUGGAGGACACGGACAUGCCGGCGCGGAUGCAAGCGGCGGCGACGUCAGCCGCGUCCCGCGCCCUCGACCUCUUCGACGUCGACGACUGCCGCGCCAUCGCCGGCCACAUCAAGACGGAAUUCGACCGGCGGUACGGCGUGGGGUGGCAGUGCGUGGUGGGCGCCAGCUUCGGGUGCUUCUUCACCCACUCCAGCGGCACCUUCAUCUACUUCUCCCUCGAGCGCCUCACCUUCCUCCUCUUCAAGGCCGCCGCUGUCGCCGCCGCGGCCUCCUGUGAGACGUCGUCGGCCGUAUCUUGAUCUCCACAUGUCCAACCAACGUGGAGAGCCACAUUCCUCCCGUUCAGAAUCAGAAUCAGAGUUCAUGCCAGCAUGCUGUGCCAAACUCAAACGUGCCAGAUUUUGUACACCAAAUUGCAGAACGUUGCCGAUCGCCUUGAUGUUAUUAUCUUUGUUCAAGGUUCUGCCGAUCGUGAAGGUGCAUUUUGUUGGGUUGAUCGUAGCAUUCAGUUCAGUUUAUUCCGCCCGAAAUUAGGAAAUACUAUAUCUGUCCUCCAUCGUGAUUCAAAUCAGCCAAUCUGUUUGCCCCUAUAUUUUUCUAAUCAGUGGGACUGUUGUUUCUUCUGAUAAAUAUAUGUUCAAGUUGCGUCGCAUCCGACUUGACAUGACCCACCUUUGA